CUCACCAGGGACUUGAUUGACAGGGCGUGCAGUCACGUGACAUAGACCGCGCCAUGUUCCCAGUGCUGAGUUGUAGUUACACAGCCGCCAGCACUUGGGAAAGAAGCAACAGGAACAAGAAGUUUGGUGGAGCUUGCAGAAAGCAAUCAAGAGUUUAUUUUUUUUAAAAACACAGCGAAAACUAAAUGCGUGACAAGAAACAUCAACAUAUUUUUGCAACUAAAGACGAGUACUUUACAAGAGCUGUUUUGAAAAACAAGCCAGGUGUUUGCAUUGUAUGUGUGAACAUUCUGGCUAUUACAAUUUCUUUUGAGUUGCAUAGUUUCUUGUGAGGCUUAUUCUGUGUUUUUUAUUUAAAUUUUUAUUAACGCUUUUAAAGUAAACAGUACAUUUUCAUGGGACUAGGAAACCACACUUUGGAAGAUAACAGGUGAAAACAACGUGUAUUACAUGAAGGGAUAUUAAUCUGAGGAAGAUUGCUUGGAUAAUUAAAAAGGAUUACCAUUUUACAGAAGCCAAGGCUUUUUAAGAAUGGCUGAGGUUGGGACUCAAGAUGCAAGCCCUGAUGAGGCUGCCAACAACGAAUUCAGCAACAUCAUCAAGUCCAGAUCAGAUGAACAUGAUGCAGUACAGAGGAAAACGUUUACAAAAUGGAUAAAUGCACGCUUCACUAAGGCUGGGAAGCCCCUAAUCAAGGACAUGUUUGCGGACCUCAGGGAUGGGCGAAAGCUUUUGGACCUUCUUGAAGACCUCACAGGGAGCGCCUUGACCAAAGAACGUGGAUCUACGCGAGUACAUGCCCUAAAUAAUGUCAACAAAGUUCUUCAAGUUCUGCACCAGAAUAAUGUAGAGUUGGUAAACAUAGGAGGCACUGACAUUGUGGAUGGAAAUCAUAAACUGACCUUGGGCCUAAUCUGGAGCAUCAUUUUGCACUGGCAGGUGAAAGACGUCAUGAAGGCUAUCAUGUCACAUUUACAUCAGACAAACAGUGAGAAAAUUCUCUUGAGUUGGGUCCGGCAGUCAACACGGCCAUACAACCAGGUGAACGUACUGAACUUCACAACCAGCUGGACUGAUGGGCUCGCUUUCAAUGCUAUUAUCCAUAAGUUCAAGCCUGGUCUUUUCAGCUGGGAAAAGGUUCUGAAGCUCUCCCCAGUGGAGAGACUGGAGCAUGCUUUCAACCUGGCCAAACAGCACUUGGCGAUUGAAAGACUCUUGGACCCUGAAGACGUUGCUGUUCCACUGCCAGACAAAAAGUCUAUCAUCAUGUACGUGACAUCCUUCUUUGAGGUCCUCCCUAAAGAAGUCACUAUGGACGACAUUCGUGAGGUAGAAACUCUGCCCAGAAGAUACAAAGUGGAGUGUGAAGAGAGCCAGUUCAACAGUCAGCAGAGUACAGCCUCCGAGGAGGAGACGAGCAGCUCUCGUGCGGAGACCCCUAGCACAGUGACGGAGAUGGAGGUGGACCUGGACAGCUACCAGGCUACGCUGGAGGAGGUGCUAACCUGGCUCCUCUCGGCUGAAGACACUUUGCAGAUGCAAGAGAACAUCUCAAAUGAUGUGGAGGAUGUCAAGGAUCAGUUCCACACCCACGAGGAUUUUAUGAUGGAGCUGACUGCGCACCAGAGCAGUGUAGGCAAUGUGCUGCAGGCUGGGAACCAGCUGAUUGCACAGGGCAACCUGACAGAAGAGGAGGAGGAUGAGAUCCGGGAGCAGAUGUCUCUCCUCAACUCCCGCUGGGAGAGCCUGCGUGUGGACAGCAUGGACAGGCAAGCCAGACUACAUGAAGUCCUGAUGGAGUUGCAACAGCAGCAAUUACAAGAGCUUUCUGACUGGCUGACCGAGACAGAAGCAAGAAUUCGCAAGAUCGAGUUGGAGCCCUUUGCUGAUGAUGUGGAAGCCUAUGAAAAACAGAUGGAGCAACAUAAGGUCCUGCAGAAUGACCUAGAGAUGGAACAGGUGAAAGUAAACUCCUUGACUCACAUGUUGGUUGUUGUGGAUGAGAAUAGUGGAGAGGGAGCCACUGCUGCACUGGAGGAGCAACUGCAGAUACUUGGUGAGCGCUGGGCAGUGGUUUGCCGUUGGACUGAAGAGAGGUGGCACAAACUGCAAGACAUCCACUUAGUGUGGCAGCAAAUGAUAGAGGAUCAGUGCUUGUUCAAAGCAUGGCUUACAGAGAAGGAAGAAGCUUUAAGUAAAGUCCAGACCCGCACCUUCAAAGACCCCAAUGAAAUGAAUGUUAAUGUUCGAAGACUGGCGAUUUUGAAGGAAGACAUGGAGAUGAAACGCAGGACGCUGGACCAGCUCAGUGAUGCAGGACAGGAUGUUGCACAGUUACUGAACAGCAAAAAUACUGCGGACAAAAUUGAUAGUGACAUGGAGGAACUGACACAGAGAUGGGACAACUUGGUUCAAAAGCUGGAAGACUGUUCCAGUCAAGUGACGGAAACGGUGACAGAAUCCGGGUUGUCUCAAAUACAGGAGAAGGCUGUUAUAGAGACAGUCACAAUGACAGAGAAAGUAACCGUAAAACAAUCGAAGCAAGAGCUGCCACCUCCUCCACCCCCCAAGAAACGACAGAUGCACAUCGAUAUGGAAGUCAAAAAACUGAUUGAAAGUGAAUUUGCUGGGAUUCUGAAUUGGAUUUUGAGAACAAGCGCUUCCAUUCAAGCCUUGGAGUUCAAAGACUAUAAGAAGAUGGUAGACACAUCUGGCAUAAAUGAAAAGAUUAAGUCUGUAGAUGCUGAACUGACAGACAAACGGGAGAAGAUGGAGGAGGUGACCAGGUCUGGGCAAAAUCUGUUGGAACAAAUGUUAAAAGAAGGCCUGCCUACAGAAGAAGUACAAAGCACCUUGGAGAAAAUCUCCUCGGAAUGGAAGAACAGUGGCAGACAGCUGGAAGAGCUGAAAAAGAAGGUCCAGUUCCAAGAUGAGAUCAAUGCUUUUUCCAAGGAGCUGCAGGAACUGGAGCAGGUUGUAAAGGGGAAGGAGGCGUGGCUGAAAGAAGUGCCCGCUGAGGCUUCUGAGCAGCGUCUCGUACACACACUGAAGGCAUCCUGUGAGACUGAACUGACCCAGCUAACCAGUCUGAAUCCUCGAGUAGAGAAGUUGGCAUCUGUGGCUGCAGCACUUAGCAGGGAGCCUUCAUCACCAAGCUUUGUCCAGGCUGACCUCAAUGCCCUCACUGCACGCUUCAGGGCAGUGCUGCAGGAACUCCAGAGCAAGCAGCAGCAACUGCACACAGUCCUGGUCAGUCUCCCUACCCAGGAACAUCGGGAAUCUAUAAAGAGCGUAUCAACUCUGCUGGAUGGAGCAGAGAGCAAGCUUUGCUCAAUUCAGAGUGAGGUGGUGGAUCCAGAAACGGCUGAAAACGCAAUAAAGAAUGCAAAGAUGCUUCAUGAAGAAUUGGAGCAACAGCAGCCAAUGAUAGAGAAACUGGCAGCAGUCACAGAAAUACUCCAGGACCAGGACCCAGUGAAUAUAACCAAAGGCUGUCUUGCAGGUUUUGAGGAUGUUCAAGCACGCUGGAAUACAUUGACUUCCAGGGCUAAAGAUGAGGUUUGCACGCUGCAAGAUAUUGCAGCAAAUUUAGGAGAGUUUGAGGAUAAAUCUGGACAAGUUCAGAAGUGGAUGGAUGGAGUGGAAUGCUUUCUGACCAAAGAGAAUGUUGCUUUGGGAGAUACAGAGAAACUUCGGGAGGAAAUGGAACAAUGCACGAUGUUUGUGAAUGAAAUGGAAAAUAUGGAAGUAGCUUUGAAAAGCAUGAAAGACUGUGAAGCAGCUCUAAAACAGAAGUCAUUCCCAGGUCUGGCAGGCUGGGGACAGCCCAGACUAGCAAACUACCAGACAAGAUGGGAGAAACUAGCUAAACAGAUUUUAAGCCACCAUGGUCGGGUAUCUGAGAACCAGGAGAAAACAGAGAAUUUAAGGAAAGACUUGACGGAGAUGCAAGAAUGGAUGAGCCAGGCGGAUGAGGAGUACUUGAUGAGGGACUUUGAAUACAAGACUCCAGAGGAGCUAGAGGGAGCUUUGGAAGAAAUGAAUAGGGCGAAAGAGGAUGUGUUGCAGAAGGAGGUAAAAGUGAAGAUUAUGAAGGAUAGUAUCAACAUGCUGGUGGCAAAGUCACCCCCUGGUGGCCAGGAUUUGACAUUGAAUCUUGCUGUUGUGUUAAAGAAUUACCAGAAGCUUUGUGAUCGAUUUCGGAGCAAAUGUCACACUCUGGAGGAGGUUUGGUCUUGCUGGAUUGAGUUGAUACAGUAUUUGGAUAUGGAGACAAAUUGGUUAAACAAUCUGGAGGAGCAGGUCCAGAACACCGAGAACCUGCUAGACAGCACUGAGGCUGUUAAUGAAGCACUAGAGUCUCUGGAGUCUAUUCUGCGCCACCCUGCAGACAACCGGACGCAGAUCCGGGAGCUUGGACAGACACUGAUAGACGGAGGAAUUCUGGAUGAAAUUAUCAGUGAAAAGCUGGAGGCCUUUAAUACACGCUAUGAAGAGCUCAGUCACCAGGCUGUGAGCAGGCAGAUCUCUUUGGAACAGCACUUGCAGUGUCUUCGUGAGAAUGACCAGCUUCUGCAGGCCCUUCAAGAGUCACUGACACAGUUGGAUCAGGAGCUGACCUCCUACCUGACUGACAGGAUCGAUGCCUUCCAACUUCCACAGGAGGCACAGACCAUUCAAGCCGAGAUUGCUGCCCAUGAAGUCAGUUUGGAGGAGCUGCGACGAAGGAAUGCAGGCAACUUCCCCCCUGUCACCCCAGAGGGCAAGUCUCCUCGUGGGGGUACCUUACUGGACGUACUCCAGAGGAAGCAUCGGGAGAUAUCCACUAAAUACCAGCUCUUCCAGAAACCUGCCAACUUUGAGCAGCGGAUGCUGGAUUGUAAGCGUGUACUGGAUAGUGCCAAGGCUGAACUGCAGGUGUUGGAUGUGAGAAGCGUUGCGCCAGAUGACAUAAAAGCUCACUUGGAUGGCUGCAUGAAACUCUACAAGACCUUGAGUGAGGUGAAAUUGGAGGUGGAGACUGUAAUUAAAACGGGAAGGCAGAUUGUACAGAAACAACAGACUGACAACCCCAAGGGAAUGGAUGAGCAGCUAACUGCUUUAAAAUUCCUUUACAACGAUCUUGGCGCUCAGGUGACCGAAGGGAAGCAGGACCUUGAGAAAGCCCUGCAAAUCUCUCAGAAACUGCAGGAGGAGACGACAUCCCUGCAACAGUGGCUUGUUGCAACAGAGACCAUACUUAACCAGAAGAACACUUCAGAAAACAUGCCAGCUGAUGUUGACGCAGAGGUUGUCUGGGCAAAAGGCGUGCUAAAGGAGCUGGAGAGAAGAAAGGCUGACCUGAGCAGCAUCACAGAGAGCAGUGCAGCCCUGCAAGGCCUAGUGGAGGGCAGCGAGGCUGGGCUAGAGGAGAGGCUCUGUGUGCUCAAUGCGGGCUGGGGACGAGUGCGCACCUGGACUGAGGACUGGCUCAGCCAUGUGCUGAAACACCAGAAUGAGAUGGAGAUCUUCGAUGAGAAUUUGGCCCACAUCAGCACUUGGCUCUACCAGACAGAAAUUUGCUUAGAUGAGACAGAGAAACAGUCCCCAAGCGAGAAGGGGGAAGUCGUCAAGAACCUGCUCACUGAACUGGAUGAUGUCAGUUUACGGGUGGACAGUGUGCGGGAUCAAGCAAUUAUUCUGAUGACCAGCAGAGGGUCGGCUAGCCGUGAAGUUGUGGAACCUAAACUGGCAGAACUAAACCGCAACUUUGAGAAGGUUUCCCACCAUAUUAAAGCUGCCAAGAUGUCUGUGGGUACAGAGCCCCUGACCUAUGAAGUCAGUGUCAGGCAGGAGGGUCAGAAGAUGGAGAAGGCCCCCUCUGGUGACUUACACCUGUUUGACAAGGACCUGCAGAACCUGCUCAAGAACCUGGACAAGCAGCUGGAAUCCCCCAAGCAGCUUCCUCAAGAUGAUGACAAGGUGGAUGAAGAAAAGGCUGUGAUAGAAGAGAUGCUGCAGAGAGGAGAGCAGAUGUUACAGCAAACCUCAGGUGACGGCAAGAGAGAAGAGAUACGCAAGAAACUGUUGAUACUGCAAACCAAGUACAGUACUCUGCGGGAGCUGAAGUUAAUACAGAAGAAGCAGACUGUUGAACUAACUCCAGGAUUUUCUCAGUUUAAACGAGAAAAGGACAGUCUGCUUAACUGGAUGGAUGAGACAGAGAACCGGUUGUCUGGACUGCAUGGAGUUGAAGAUGAUCAGAAGUUACAGGAGUUGCUGCAGGAGCUAGAGUUAAGAAAAGAAGAAUUCAGUGCCCUCCAGAAGAAGGGACAGAACUUAUCCCAGUAUGAAAGUGUAGAAGUGAACAGCGAGCAAGUUGAUAGGCGCUGGCAGGAGAUUGAGAGCCAGUUCUUAUUGUUUCAACAAACACACUUCAAGAGCUCUCAAGUACCUGUGGGUUACGAGGCUGUGGAUGGGCCAUCCCUCUUUGCUUCUGACUUCCUUCUUGAAGUUAACAAAGUCCUACUGGCAAUGGCAGACAUUGAGCUGUUGCUGAAUUCGCCAGAGCUAAACAGUGGGAUAUACAAGGACUUUUCCAGUCAAGAGGAUGCAUUAAAGUAUAUAAAGAACAUGCUUGAGAAACUUGGAGAGCAAGUAGCUGUCAUUCAUGAGAAACAGCCUGAUGUGAUCCUGGAGGCGUCAAGGCCUGAGGUUGUGCAAAUAGAGGACGGGCUGACCCAGCUCAAUUCAGAAUGGGACACAGUUAAUAGAAUGUACAAUGACCGAAAGGGAUGCUUUGACAAGUCUGUGGAGGAGUGGCGACAGUUCCAUUGUGAUCUGAAUGACCUCACCCAGUGGGUGACUGAAGCCGAGCAGUUGCUAGCUGAUGGUAAUGGUCCUGAUGGUGUCUUGGACCUUGACAAGGCAAAGAUGCAACAGCAGGAGCUUGAGGGAGGCCUGACUAGCCACCAGUCCAUCUAUUCAACUUUAAACAAGACCGGAGAGGGAAUCAUUGGGCAGCUUUCUGUCCCAGACAGCAGCCUCUUGCAGGAGAAACUGAGCGGACUGAAUAAGAGAUGGAAAGCAAUCUCCAGGGAGGUCAGAGAGCGGCAGAACAGACUUAAAGGGGAAGACCACCAACUCACAGAUUUCCUGAAAAGGAUGGAUGAACUGCGUCUCUGGUUAGAAGAGGCAGACUGCACUGUGGAAAAUUUACCAGUGACUGCUACAGACAGAAACUUGAAAGAAUUAAAGGCACUGGCAAAUGAGAUGAAUUCUAAGAAUGAAAAACUGAACUGGCUCAAUAAAAAUGGACCUCAGAUACUGUCAAGCAGAGGCAUGAGCCUGCAAGAAAGAGAUAAACAUGUUACCAAGUUGAGAGCUGUAAAUAUGAACUGGAGCAAGGUAUCCAGGGAGCUUUUGGACACCGUUGGGGAGGUUGAGGUUAACCUCCAAAACCAAAGCCAGUUCCAGGACAAAAUGAACCAGCUCGCUGACUGGGUGAGUGUGAAGCAGCAGAAACUGAGUGGAAGAGGACCCAGUCAGAUGUCUGCUUCAGAGCUUCAGAUGUUGGAGACCACAAUGAAGGAAAGCAAAACAGAGAUGGAAGAUCUUCUUGCCAGAUCUGUUGAUCUUCAGAAAAGGCAGCAGUUACUUCCUCAAGAAAAGAGUAAAGUAGAGCAGCUGGCUGCUGAUUGGAAGACACUUGACUUACUUGUGAAGGAGGUUGUUCAGCAACCUGUUGUCAGCUGUACUCAGCAGGUCACACAGCAGAGGGUCACAGUCCCCUCUGCGGUCCAGAUGGCCAGCCUGGUGACCUCAGAAGCUACCCAUCAGACUAUGCAGAGUCCAGAUCUGGUAGCACCCACAGACCUAAAUGAGACAGCCACAGAGCUUGCUGAUUGGCUGGUUCUGAUAGACCAGAUGCUUAAGUCAAACAUAGUGACUGUAGGGGAUGUAGAUGAGAUCAAAGCCACUAUUGGGCGCCUAAAGAGGACCAAGGCUGAUCUGGAGCAGAGGCACCCUCAGCUGGAGGAUAUCUUUACAUUGGCUCAGAACAUCAAGAAUAAGACUUCUAAUGUAGAUGUACGGACAUUCAUUACAGAGAAAUUGGAACGGGUGCGCAACCAGUGGGACAGCACUCAGCAUGGUGUGGAGACAAGGCUGCAGCAAUUUGAGGAGAUGGUGACUGACAGUAACCAAUGGGAGGAGCAGAGGAGAGAGGUAGAGAUGCUUAUUGGUCGGAACGAGGUGCACCUGCACAACCUUCAACAGCUCUCCAAGGAACCCCUGACCAAACAGCUGGCAGAUUAUAAGAUGUUUUUGCAAGACUUGAACAAGGGACAGAUUACAGUGGCAGCCUUCAAUGAUGUCUCUGGCAAGCUGCUCCGUGACUAUCCAAAUGACGACACCAGGAGGGUGAAGGAGACCACUGACAGGAACAAUAUGGCAUGGAACACGAUAAAUAACAGGGCUAGCGAUAGACAGAGCUUACUGGAUUCUGACAUUAAGAUGCUGCAGACCUCUCUGAAGGAAAUGGAGGGCUUCCUCAAGUGGUUGCAGGAGGCAGAGACCACAGGGAAUGUGCUAGCUGACGCCUCACAGAGGGAGAGUCUUACACAGGACAGUGUCCAUGUCAAAGAGCUAAGAAAUCAACUGGAGGAUAUUCAGGCAGAGAUUGAUGCUCACAAUGACAUCUUUAAGAGCAUCGAUGGCAACAGACAGAAGAUGGUGAAGGCUCUGGGAAGUUCUGAGGAGGCUGUGUUUCUCCAGCACAGAUUGGAUGAUAUGAACCAGCGCUGGAGCGAGCUGAAGGCAAAGUCUGCCAACAUCAGAGCCCAUUUGGAGGCUAGUGCAGAGAGAUGGAGCCGGUUACUGGCUUCACUGGAAGAUCUGUGCAGGUGGCUAAAUCUCAAAGACGAGGGGCUGAAGAAACAGAUGCCGAUAGGAGGAGAUGUCCCAACUUUGCAACAGCAGCACAGCCACUGCACUGCGUUGCACUACGAGCUGAAGGAUAAAGAGCAGGCUGUUCUUAAUGCCUUGGACCAGGCCAGAAUUUUCUUGGCAGAUCAGCCCAUUGAGGGUCCCGAAGAGCCCCAGCAAAACCUGCUACCCAAAGCAGGGCUCACCCCAGAAGAAAAGGCCCAGCGACUCGCCAAAGCCAUCCGCAAGCGGUCUGUAGAGCUGAAGGAGAAGUGGCAGAGGCUGAACGCCCAUGCCGGCAGCUGGCAGCAGCAGGUGGAUAAGGCGCUGGGCAAGCUGCGGGACCUGCAGGGAGCUAUGGAUGAGCUGGAUGUCCACCUGACUGAGACCGAGAGUGUCCGUGCUGGCUGGCAGCCAGUCGGAGACCUCCUCAUUGACUCCUUGCAAGAUCACAUUGACAAAACCACUACAUUCAGAGAAGAAAUUGCCCCAAUGAAACAAGAAGUCAAAAUAGUAAAUGAUUUGUCCAGUCAGCUGGCACCGCUUGAUGUUCCUCUGUCUUCAAACACCUCACGUCAGCUUGAUGACCUGAAUAUGCGUUGGAAACUCUUACAAGUUGCAGUGGAGGAUCGCCUCAAGCAGCUACAGGAAGCCCAUCGGGAUUUCGGACCAUCAUCACAGCAUUUCCUCUCCACUUCAGUUCAGCUUCCAUGGCAGAGAGAUGUAUCCCAUAACAAAGUUCCCUACUACAUCAACCAUCAGACCCAGACUACCUGUUGGGACCAUCCAAAGAUGACAGAGAUGUUCCAGUCUCUUGCUGAUUUGAACAAUGUGCGUUUCUCAGCCUACCGAACGGCAAUGAAGAUCCGAAGGCUACAGAAAGCGCUUUGCUUGGACUUGCUGGACCUUGGUGUGGUGCAGAACAUUUUUGAACAGCACAAAAUUACCCAAAAUGACCAACUUCUGAAUGUCCCAGAUGUAAUUAACUGUUUAACAACCCUUUAUGAUGGGCUGGAGCAGAAUCAUAAGGACUUAGUAAAUGUGCCCCUUUGUGUAGACAUGUGUCUAAACUGGCUGCUGAACGUGUAUGAUACUGGUCGCAGUGGGAAGAUCAGAGUGCUCGCUAUGAAGAUUGGACUGCUGUCUCUUUCCAAGGGGCUAUUGGAAGAAAAAUAUAAAUAUCUUUUUAGACAAGUCGCUGGCCCUACAGAGAUGUGUGACCAGAGGAACUUAGGGCUGCUGCUUCAUGAUGCCAUCCAGAUCCCUCGGCAGCUUGGAGAAGUGGCCGCCUUUGGAGGCAGCAACAUUGAACCCAGCGUCCGCAGCUGCUUCCUGCACACACCAAACAAGGGAGAGAUUGAGCACAAGCAUUUUGUGGACUGGAUGCGCUUGGAGCCGCAGUCUAUGGUCUGGCUUCCUGUCUUGCAUCGCGUUGCUGCAGCGGAGACAGCAAAGCACCAGGCAAAGUGCAACAUCUGUAAAGAGUGUCCGAUUGUCGGAUUCAGGUACCGCAGUCUGAAGCACUUCAACUAUGAUGUCUGCCAAAGCUGUUUCUUUUCGGGACGUACAGCCAAGGGCCAUAAAUUAAACAAUCCAAUGGUGGAAUACUGUACUCCUACAACCUCCGGGGAAGAUGUACGAGAUUUUACAAAGGUACUGAAAAACAAGUUUAGAUCCAAGAAGUACUUUUCGAAACACCCUCGGCUUGGAUACCUGCCAGUCCAGACAGUACUAGAGGGUGAUAACUUGGAAACUCCUGUCACACUCAUCAGUAUGUGUCCGGAGCAGUAUGAACUCUCGCAGUCACCACAACUCUGUCAUGAUGACACUCAUUCCAGGAUAGAGCAUUAUGCAAGCAGGUUGGCACAGAUGGAGAUGUCAAAUGGAUCCCUGCCUACAGACAGCAGCUCCACAACAGGAAGUAUGGAGGACGAGCACAUGUUGAUCCUGCAAUACUGUCAGACGCUGGGUGGAGAGUCGCCCCUCAGCCAGCCCCAGAGCCCAGCACAGAUCCUGCAGGCUGUAGAGAAGGAGGAGCGGGGAGAGCUGGAGCGGGUCAUUGCCAGACUCGAGGAGGAGCAGAGGAAUCUGCAGAUAGAGUACGAGUACCUGAAGGAGCAGCACUGUCUGAAAGGUGCCUCUUCCCUGACCUCCCCCCCACACUCAGUGGCCUCUGGACAGCCGGGCGGCCCAGCGGAGGCAGAACUAUUAGCUGAGGCCAAACUCCUGCGGCAGCACAAAGGCCGGCUUGAAGCCAGGAUGCAGAUUCUGGAGGACCACAACAAGCAACUGGAGUCCCAGCUGCACAGGCUGCGUCAGCUGCUCGAGCAGCCUGAAACUGAUUUCCAAAUAAAUGGAGUUGUGUCCUCUGCUCCCAUUCAGCAUUCUUUCAUCAACUACUCAGUGAAUCAGGAUAUUGGCUCACACUUGGAUCAGGCAGGUGACUUGUUAGUCCCUCCACAUAAUACCGGCACAGCCUUGGCAGAUGUCAUGGAGCAAAUCAAUAACACCUUUCCUGCAUGUAGUCGUUAUGUGAAGUCGUAGCCAUUUAGAAGUGGAACACAAGGCACACCCUCCAGUGGACGAACCACUUUUAUAAAGACAAGAUGUAUUUGCUAAGAAUGGAGACUGCAUUGAAACUUCUGGCUCAUGAGCUGCACGCUUAAGUGUUCUGUCAAAGGAGGGAACUACUGAAGACCCAAAGACAAGGACCAGGACCCCAGCAUUUUAUAUUUUGUCUUUCUUGUACUAUGCAAUUGUAAAUUUAUUAACUGUAGAUUCAGAGUUGGUUAAACAUUUGUUUGUGAUUUGUUUGAAUAUGCAGCAAUUGGAGGAGGGGGCUUUAUAUGUGCCUUUUUGCUAUACUGAGUACGGUUUAGAUACUGUAUAUUGGGGGUUAAACUAUUACAUUUAUACAUUUCAGUGCUUUGCGUUAACACUGUAAAAUGGCUUUCUUUCACUUCUAACGUUGUUACCUUUUUAUGACAAGGUGUGGAUGAAACAGUGUUCUUGAAAACUGCAAGGGUUCUGUGUAAAAAUAUUUUAAACUGUUUCAUAUAUACAUAUAAAGCCCCUGUAUCCUUGUUAUGUGCACGCAUGCACAUACUAAAUGAUGGUGUGCUGUAGAGUGUAUUAUUAUGGUAUCUGUUAUGACAGAAAUGCUUUUGUCAGUUUGAUAUACAGUAUGCUUAGUAUGUUCAAGCCCAUAUAUAUAGAUAUAUAUAUAUAUAUAUAUAUAUAUAUAUAUAUAUAUAUAUUACACACACAUACACACAGAUGAACCAGCUUUAUAUCAUCAGUGCUGUGCAUAGUUCUUGAUAUAAAACGGGUCAUGAAUGAUAUAAACCGAGUUUCACGUUUGCCUAUGACAGUGCAUUACGAGAAAAAAAGACAGGAAACUAACAGUGAAUUAAAGAGCAGUGUUUUAAUACUGUACAUUUAGUAGUUCUUUAUAUUUAAACAAAUGCAUAUACUUUACUACAGGACAAAUAUGUUUUGUGUUAUUAACUGGAACAAAACAGUUUGUGUCAUUAUCUAAAAAAGGCAUGAAUUGUCGACUGAUGAGAGCUAUCAAUUAGGUGGUUUUUUUUUGUGUGUGUGUGAAUUUGUAGAAUACUGACUAUGUUAAAGAAAAAUUUGGUGAUGUUGGGGUUUUGUAAAUUAACUGUGUCCUCGUUAAGACUGCCCACGCCAUGCAGCAUUUGACAGACUACACAAAAUGUCAGUUUAUCAGCCGAGAUGAUUAUUGGUUGUUAGUUGCUUUGGAAAUUUAAUUAUAUCCUGUGGUUAGUAAAGCCUGACCACGCAGCAUUUGACAGGCUGCACAAAACAUGACAAUAAGUGGGUUUGUGAGAUGAUUAAGAGAGGUAAUUUCUCAAAGAACCUAUGGUGCAUGGCGAGUGGUUUUUGAAAAAUCAUGAUAAUAAACGGGGUAUGAUAUUAAGCAAGGUGAUAUAAAACGGGUUUAUCUGUGUGUGAAUGUGUGUGUAAACAUAUAAACAUAAACACACACAUACACAGUUGUAGUCAAAAGUUUACAUACCCCAAUGGAAAUGUAUAAUGUCUAGACAUUUCUCCAAAAACAAAUAACUUUAAGAAAACUCUUUUGUAGCAAAAGUUUUUGCAAAACUCCAAAAAUGCUAAUUCAAAAGUAUUCAUACCCUGAUGAGGAAAAUUAAAUUAAUAUCUAGUUGAGGCACCUUUAGCAAUAAUAACCUCUUUUAAACGAUUAGAAUAUUUGUCAAUGAGCUUUUGGCAUGAUUUUUUUGUGAUUUUUGACCAUUCUUCAACGCAAAAUUGUUCCAGUUCAUUCAAAUUCCGAGGACUUCUUGCGCACAGCCUUCUUCAACUCAUACCAAAAAUUCCCAAUCGGAUUUAGAGCGAGACUUUGACUAGGCCAUUCCAGAACCUUGAUUUUAUUGUUCUUUAACCAUUCUGAAGUAGAUUGUGUGCUUUAAACCAAGUUUUGGUAGCGGAAGGUUUCAGAUGAUUGUCUAAUGUCUUUUGGCAUGCUAUGGAAUCCAUUUACUAUGUAUUGGAACUAAAUUUCCUGUGCCAUUAGAGGAAAAUCAGCCCCAUAGAAGGAUAUUACCAUUUGACAAGUAGGUAUGGUGUUCUUUUCUUUGUAUGCCUCACCAGACUUUCUCCAAACAUAACGACUAUAGCUCGAUUUUUUGUUUGUUUGUUUCAUCACUCCACAAAAUCUUUGACCAGAACUUAUAUACAUCAUUCAAAAGCUGUUUUGCAAACUUUAAGCGAUUGUCCUUGUGACGUUUUCCUUGGCCUGUGACCAUUGAGAUAUUCACCAUGCAAUACUUGACUUAUGGUUGAAAUGGAAACCCCAGGCCUACUUGCAGCCAAUUGACUUUGAAUAUUUUUGGCAGUCAAUCUCGGAUUGUUAUUAACCUUCCUCACAAUUCUUCUACUUGUUCUUGGUGAAAGAACCUUAUUUCUUCUUUCUAGCACCUUGUAGACAAUACUAUCAUAGCAUCAAAGGGUAUGAAUACUUUUUAAUUACUUUUUUGGAGUUUUGCAAAAAAAAAUGCUGAAAUAAAUAAUUGUAGACAACUAUUUCUUGUAACUUUUUUUCCUCCUCCACAACAGCAAAACUUUUGCUACAAAAGAUUUUUCCUAGAAUUCUUUGUUUGAGAAAUUUCUAGAAAUUAUACAUUUCCAUUGGGGUAUGUAAACUUUUGACAAGUAUGUAUGUAUGUGUGUAUGUGUAUAUAUAUAUAUAUAUAUAUAUAUAUAUAUAUAUAUAUAUAUAUAUAUAUAUAUAUAUAUAUAUAUAUAUAUUAACACACAUACAUACACACAUACAUACACACAUACAUACAUACAUAUAUAUCCACACACACACAGGGCAGAACAUCAUAUCCAGGUGCACUUUUAACGGGAAAAAUAAACUUGCCUUACCUUAAAUAUAUAAUACGAUAAAGAAUUUGAAUAUCACUAUGUAACACAAUUUUUGUUCCUGGGUAGUAAGUGUUAUCUCCUAAUUGCUUAUACCUCAAAAGUAUAGAAAAUGGCUAUUAUUCCCCACAAACUUUUGUGACGAGGACAGUGAUAUUUUGAAAUUUACCUAUUUCCAAUAAGAAAACGGGCGAAUUUGUGUCUUUUCGUUCACAAAGUCAGAAAAAAACAACAUAUGAAUCCAAAUUAACAUGUAUUUAUACUAAAGUAAUACAAAAAUGACUACAAAAGAUUUAGAAGUGAGUAGUCUUUUUGGUUUUGGUAGUAUGGGUUUCUCUCCUCAGCUCCACCUCUGAAAUUGUCAUCUGGAUCUACAACGUCUUCCUCGCUCUCUGACUUGCUGCUCUCUUCUAAAGACGGCUGCUCUCUCUCCGGAGGAGUGGGUACAGGGAGCUCAUGGCAGUGUGGCACCGGGGCAAUGGAUGAAGGAAGGUCCGGAUACGUGAUAGCAGGUGCAUUCUUGCCAGUCCGACGUUUGGAAGGGUCCACCAUGCAGAAGUAGCAGUUGCUUGAGUGGUCAGUGGCUUCCCGCCAAAUUCUUGGGAUAGCGAACUUCAUGGCUCUCUUUUCCCCUCUGUACCAUCCUACAAAAAUACAUUUAUUUCACCCAUUACUAAUGUGUAAGAGAUUCUCGCAACAUUUUUCAUAUAUGAAAAUUGUAAAACAUUUUAAAAUGAAAAACUUUUACAAUUUUAAAAAUUUUAACAAAUUUUAUAACAUAAAAUUCCGAGCAACAAUUGUCCAUCUUACCUUCUUUUUUGCAGUGCUCGCAGGUGAAAUGAGGUGCCCAGGGUUUGUCUUGAUCCCCGACAGGCAUGCCGAAAUAUGCCUUGUAGGCCUCACACAUCUUGGCAGAUGCUUCCACGGAGUACUUUUUCGCUCUUGUCUUGAUAAAUUGGCCGCAGACAUAGCAAAAUGCGUCUGCCAGAUGCUUGCAGCCUCAAGAUGCCAUCUCAGAAAAAUGCAGAUAUAUAUCCACUUAGGCAGCUGGAACUAAACUGAACUGGUGGGCUUAAGGCCCCUGUACUUAUACUACUAUUUAUAUUACUGGAAAGUUCUAGAAGUUACUCCAAGUUUACUCAGCACUGAAUCUAUCUGGAAUGUUCUGGAAAAUAGGUAAAUUUCAAAAUAUCACUGUCCUUGUCACAAAAGCAAAGUUUGUGGGGAAUAAUAGCCAUUUUCUAUACUUUUGAGGCAUAAGCAAUUAGGAAAUAACACUUACUACCCAGGAACAAAAAAAAAAAAAAAAUUGUUACACAGUGUAAUGUGUUCUUUCGUUGACUGUCUGGUUGCUCUGUUUUAUGUUCUACAUUUUCUUUUUUGUUACUGUUUUUUUUAUGGUAAAUUACUGUGCUUAUUUAGGCACUCUAUGAUUUGACAGGGGAAAGAUAAUGUAGGUGUAUAGUUCACACACACAAAAAAAAGGUAACCUUUUCACUUGUUAAUGCACGUCUAUUUUUGUUUUUCGCUGUUGUACAUUUUGUUAAUGCAGCUGUUCAUUUUAACCGUUUUUUUGCACAACAGUACUCACACACCAUCAUAACUGUUGCAUGAAACCGGACUGUAAUAAUCCAGCACCUCUGCAUUUAAGCAUUUGUAAUUUUAUAUCAGCUGACAAGUGUUUGGCAUACACAGCUUCUAUACAUGAACCACCAAUAUCUCUCACAAGCACCUGGGUACAUUUUUACGAUAUCAAAACAAAAGAAAUAAGCUUUUUUUUUGGUGCAUGUGUAUAGCUAUUAUGUACUAUAUAUCACCUUAUGGUACAAUAAUACGACAAAAAAUUGACUGAAUGAUAAUACCCGAAAAUCUUAAUAUUUUUUUAAUAAAGUAGCUGGUGCAAAUAUAGUAUUAGGCGGUGGAUUGCACCAAUCGCCGGCUUAUUUUGAAAACCCUGCAUUCACUGUCACUAUUUUUGCUUUGAAAAUAAUCGUUACUUAUUUUAGCAGUCAACGUUUUAGCCUCAAGUGCUUAACACAGAAAACCCGCCCCUUCAGUUCUCUGAUUGGUUAAAUGUUGUGUCAAGAUGUAACACAGCUGUCAUGUGGUUCCAAUAUUUUUUUUUUCACCCAGCAACGUGCAACUGAUCUAGUCUGCUAGAAUCACAAUCAAUCUUUAUUGUUAAAGGCACAGUAGCAUCUGCAAGACGGGCGGAUCGGAUUUGCCCGGCUGAAAAGACCUGGGAAGAACCCUGAGAUUAUAUAUAUAAUCAUAAAACGUAUUAAAUAAUUACAAAACUGAAACAGGCUCUUUGAAAUUCCAGUUGUGCCUAUAUAAAUGUCAUUUUAAAUACCAUAGUGAUAGUAAUACGGAAUACGUGCUCUUUUUAAAUGAACUUUGGAGGCCCAAUAUGAUUUUGUGCGCAUGUUUUUUGUUUUGUGUUUUUAGAUAUGUUUUUAAUCAGAAGAAAGCCAUGACUGCUUUUCUACCUCCGACACAAUUAGUAUUAUGGUUUCUAUUUUGUUGACUUUCGCAAAAGACUUACAGGCUGUUGCACAGACCGAUGAUCUGGAGUAGAAAAACACUCGUAUAGGGAGCCACAGUUUCGUAUAUGUAUCAACUUUGCUUUGACCUUUUAGCCUUUUCCUGACAACGUAUGCGAUGUGUUCUGUGCUAUUCUAUCGAUAUAGUGACAAGUCUUAACACUAUUGUAAACUCCCUCAACUGUGCCCUUGGGUGAUGACGUAGUAAACUUUAUUAAAGAAACUUUGUCAUUUUGAGGUGUGUACUGUAGUGUACACUGAUCAGACUACGUCUAAUAUGGCUACAUAUGUUAAUUCCAAAUAAAGAAAGUAAAAAAAAAGUUUAAAACAAA
Acipenser ruthenus (sterlet) is the source of this 17191-nucleotide messenger RNA. RefSeq names its product utrophin-like. The record is from RefSeq and is a predicted model, not a curated record. Lineage: Eukaryota; Metazoa; Chordata; Actinopteri; Acipenseriformes; Acipenseridae. The transcript is spliced from 78 exons. Gene Ontology annotation, cellular component: plasma membrane. Gene Ontology annotation, molecular function: zinc ion binding; protein binding. Gene Ontology annotation, biological process: synaptic signaling. The coding region runs from base 532 to 11448 and encodes 3638 amino acids.